Messenger RNA from Centruroides sculpturatus (bark scorpion), 812 nucleotides. RefSeq lists its product as uncharacterized. The transcript has 2 exons. The coding region runs from base 101 to 703 and encodes 200 amino acids. Lineage: Eukaryota; Metazoa; Arthropoda; Arachnida; Scorpiones; Buthidae. The record is from RefSeq and is a predicted model, not a curated record.
GCCGAAGGAUUGUUGCUAAUUCUUAUCGACAAUUGCAACAAUUACUAUUACGAAAGCUUUUAAAAUUUGUUUUAUAUGAGGCCUAAGUGAAUAAUCUGAUAUGGACAAAGCAACUCAAACAGAAAAAUUCGAGAAAUAUUCAAGAAAAUCACCUGAAAAUCAAAACGACCCUGAUAGUGAAACUCCAAAUAAGGAUCGUCGUAAGAAAUUUAAUGUUCUUAAUGCCAUUAUCUCUAAACCCAAACUGCAACAGGAUGAUGAGAAUUCGAAUGAUGACCAUUCUUCAAAAUCGGAAGAUGAUGCCGGAUAUUCGUUGAUGGAAUCUUUCGAUCCUUUAAGGACAAAAACUGAAAUAGAUGACGAUCUGUUAGAUUCUUUAUAUUUGCAUUCGUUCGAGUUGAAAUUGAAUCCUAGAAAAACGAUUGAUUAUAAACAUUUACGUCCCGAGAAAUUCGUUCGGGAUCUCCCGAAAUAUUUAGAAGGAAAUUUUUUGGCUCCUAAAAAUAACAUUUUUGGAUGGUUUUGUGGUUGCAAACAGAAAAUGGAAGGAGAAAUUUGGGAAAAUGUUCGUCCUAAUAUCUUUGUACGUUGUUGGAGAAGAAUCUUUGGGACUCCUUAUCCCACUCCAGACGAAUUAUUGGAUAGCAUUUACAAGCAUCAGAAGAGAUGGGAUGUGUUGUUGGAGCUAAUUAAAUCUGAAUAAUUAAACCGUGAUUUUUAACCCUUUUAAAUGAAAUUUUAUUUUAAAAAUUAAAAAUCAAACUUAUAUUUUCUUAGUAAAAUUUAAAAAGUAAAAACAACCAAUAAUCUUC